AUGAUGGCCCAAGUUCGCUCCAUGGAGUCCCGCGUAGGGCGGAAGAACCAACGUUACGGAUCGAAAGGUGAAAGGCUCGUGGCCGGUGUCGUCCCCUUAUCGGCCGACAAGACAAAGGUUCUGAUGAUCCAGUCCGCCGGGCCGGGAGGCUGGGUCCUCCCGAAAGGCGGGUGGGAGACGGACGAACAAACUGCCCAGCAGGCCGCUUGCAGAGAGGCCUGGGAGGAGGCCGGCGUCAUCUGCACCGUGCAGAAAGACCUGGGCCUCAUCCCUGACAUGCGCCCUUCCGCGCUGCUGAGCACGCAAGCCCCCAAGGCAUCCUAUCAGUUCUUCGAGGCCAUCGUCGACCGCGAAGAGGCCCAGUGGCCCGAGAUGCACAAGCGAAAACGGCAAUGGGUCACCUAUGCCCAGGCCGCAUCAUGCCUCAUCAACCGCCCAGAACUCCUCGAGGCGCUCAAUCGCAGCUCGUUGAAGCGGUAG
This is a messenger RNA of Penicilliopsis zonata CBS 506.65, 480 nucleotides long. RefSeq lists its product as hypothetical. The coding region runs from base 1 to 480 and encodes 159 amino acids. The transcript is spliced from 2 exons. Gene Ontology annotation, molecular function: bis(5'-adenosyl)-hexaphosphatase activity; bis(5'-adenosyl)-pentaphosphatase activity; diphosphoinositol-polyphosphate diphosphatase activity. Gene Ontology annotation, biological process: diadenosine pentaphosphate catabolic process; diadenosine hexaphosphate catabolic process; adenosine 5'-(hexahydrogen pentaphosphate) catabolic process. Gene Ontology annotation, cellular component: nucleus; cytoplasm. NCBI's taxonomy places the organism in Eukaryota, Fungi, Ascomycota, Eurotiomycetes, Eurotiales, Aspergillaceae. The record is from RefSeq and is a predicted model, not a curated record.